AUGUCUCGGAAAGCGUUACGGGAUAUCAGCGAUCGUGAAGAACAUGAGCCGGUCGACGAUCACGCUAUGUCUUCUCCCAGUUCUGAGGAGCGCGUUGUUGUCCGUCAUAUGCCUCGGAUGCCGAUAGCCGGUACUAAACGUCGAGAAGAGGAUGAACUUGACAGACUGUCACGACUGGAUGGCAACGAACUAGCCGAACGAAGGAUGCGUGAGGAGCGCGAGCGCAUUCUGGCUAGCGACGAGAUGCACGAAAUGAUUGAAAAGCUGAAAUCUGAGCUUGGCAGUGACAAAGAAAUGUCCUCUUGCAUUUUAGGCUGUCUGGAACGGCAACCCGAGGAAUUGUCCAGGCUGGACUUGGUAGUUGACGGUCGAGAUCGCCGCAUUGGCUUGCUGAACGCUAUCCAGUCGCCCAGCUGGCUCUUCAAAUACUUAAUCGGUCAUUGUGACUCUAAGACCGAGUUGGUCGAAGAACUGUACGCCUUGGCUGAGGGUCGUGGAAGUGAGCGUAUUCGCCGUCGUUUUCAAUCCGUCCUGCCCAACUCAGGCCAGACAAGAUUUCGAGAAUUUGCUUCGCUUUUUUCUAGUUGCCGCCGCCAAGUUGAGGCCUUUCUAGCAGCCAAAGAGAUACCAUUACAGGACAUUCAAGAGGUGGUGACGGAUGCACUUUCAGACAAACCCGAAGCAGUACAAGCGUUUGCUCUGUGCUGUGGUAUCUCAGAGCCAAAUGCUCGCCUAGCCUUUGAUAUGGUACGUCAGUGUGAGCAGAAUCAACUGACGGCACUACUUGGAGCCUUGCCGACUGGUAAGGCAAAGGCUGGACGUCUGGCACCAAGUACAGCCGCAAAGAGCACAGAGCAGGAUGCUAGCACGAAUCUGGGCAUAGAAACUCUGGACACUAUGGACCCUGAUGCCAGUAAGACGACCGGAUUCACUGGCAUCGACAAGGGGCCAGACUCGCAGGAGUUAGUGGUCAAAGUUAAGAAAGCGAAGCUGCCAAAGGCAAGUUAUGUUAUGAGAAGAUUAUUUAGGCACAGUUGUUGA
This is a messenger RNA of Protopolystoma xenopodis, 1041 nucleotides long. The record is from the annotation of a GenBank genome assembly. Lineage: Eukaryota; Metazoa; Platyhelminthes; Monogenea; Polystomatidea; Polystomatidae.